Molecule: messenger RNA, 1788 nt
Organism: Daphnia pulicaria
Lineage: Eukaryota; Metazoa; Arthropoda; Branchiopoda; Diplostraca; Daphniidae
Gene: Dbct
Product: lipoamide acyltransferase component of branched-chain alpha-keto acid dehydrogenase complex, mitochondrial-like
Exons: 9
Coding region: 51-1547 (498 amino acids)
Cellular component (GO): mitochondrion; cytoplasm
Molecular function (GO): acetyltransferase activity; lipoic acid binding
Source: RefSeq, a predicted model, not a curated record
UCUUCUCUCCGUCUGACGUGAUAAGUGUAAGAAGUUUUCCUCGAGUAAACAUGGCUUCUGCUUCACGACGAAUUGUUUGUAGUUUCCGACAACAUAAGUUGUUCUACCUGAAAUCACGAUUGCAAUACAAUGCCGUCCCAUUGCCUAUUUCUCGUUUCGGACCCUGCGGUCACGUCGAACAAUUUCAUCCAAUAACUACUAGAUUUUUUCAUUCUUCGAAACCUUUUUAUGGAGAGAAAGUACCAUUCAAACUUUCAGAUAUUGGAGAGGGAAUCACGGAAGUUACGGUUAAAGAAUGGUAUGUCAAGGAAGGUGAUAAAGUGGCUCAGUUUGACCCCAUCUGUGAGGUUCAGAGUGACAAAGCAUCAGUUACCAUUACCAGUCGCUAUGAUGGAAUCAUAAGCAAGUUGCAUUAUGCUACAGAUGAUAUGGCCAAAGUGGGUACACCAUUGGUAGAUAUAGAAGUCAGUGGUUCAGUUACAGAAGAGCCUGUUGAAGAGUUGCAAGAAAAAGAUGCCAUACCCCUCGGUGAAAGAGAAGACGAGAGUUUGGAUACUCUAGAACUUCCAGCAGAAAAGGUAUUGACAACACCAGCUGUUAGAAAAAUGGCCAGUGAUCAUAAGAUAAAUCUACGAGAUGUACAAGGAAGUGGGAGAGACGGACGUAUCUUGAAGGAAGAUAUGCUUCGGCACAUUGAAACUCUUCGUAGCUCUAAGAGCGCCCCAAAAGCUAAACAACAGGCGCCUCAGGAACAACCUAAACCUGUUGCAGCUACCUCUCAACAGCCAUCGCCUUCAACAAAAAGCCCACAGCAAGUGAGACCAGCCUGUCCGGUUGGAGUGGACCGCACUGAAUCGAUUAAAGGAUUUAAGAAGGCUAUGGCAAAGUCCAUGACUAAUGCACUGCGAAUUCCUCAUUUUGGUUAUUGUGAUGAAAUUGACAUGACAUCAAUGGCUACGCUGAGACAUUCUCUGAAAGAGAAUCCAAUGGUUAAAGAGCGAGGCAUUAAGUUGUCUUUCAUGCCAUUCUUCAUUAAAGCUGCAUCCAUGGCUCUGCAACAGUUCCCAGUUCUUAAUGCUUCGGUUGACGAAGCCUGCGAAAAUAUUACUUACAAAGCCUCUCAUAAUAUUGGAUUUGCCAUGGAUACGAGUCUCGGUUUAAUUGUGCCAAAUGUUAAAAAUGUCCAAUCAUUGUCUGUGAUGGAUGUUGCUAUCGAACUAGCCAGGCUGCAGGAGCUAGGCAAUAAAGGAGUUUUGGGCACUGCAGAUUUAACCGGUGGAACUUUCACCUUAUCCAACAUUGGAUCGAUAGGAGGAACUUAUGCCAAACCCGUCAUUAUGCCGCCGGAGGUUGCUAUUGGAGCAAUAGGACGUGUCCAGGUACUCCCUCGUUUCAACAACAAAGGUGAGGUAGUGAGAGCAUCCAUCAUGCAAGUUAGUUGGUCUGCUGACCAUCGAGUGAUUGAUGGCGCCUCAAUGGCGCGAUUUUCCAAUUUGUGGAAGGCUUAUCUAGAAAAUCCCAGCAUUAUGAUCUUAGACUUGAAAUGAAUAUUCAAAUACUAAUGAAGUACUCUACAAUCCGUCUCCUCCUGGCGGAAGGGUUCGUUUCUAAAUUUCAAAAAAAAGAGGAUCUAUAUUAGUGUAUAAUGGUCGCGAAGUGAAAUCUCAACAGCAUGGGACUCAGUCAUAUGGUCAGUAUGAUCAUCAGUGUAUGAAAAAAAGAAACUUGAUAUAAUAUACUGCCUAUCUGUUACUUCACUAAGAUAACAGAUUAGUCCUACACGUGAAA